AGUGGGAGAUGCCCGGGUGGCCCACGGAGGUCCAUGUGGCGCUCUAGGUGGGAUGCUGGCAUCCUGAAGGCCGAGGCCCUGGCCCUGCUCCCCUGUGGCCUGGGCAUGGCGUUCUCUCAGUCACACGUGAUGGCGGCGAGGCGGCACCAACAUGGCAGGCUCAUCAUUGAGGUGGAUGAGUACAGCUCCAACCCCACCCAGGCCUUCACCUUCUACAACAUCAACCAGGGCCGCUUUCAGCCACCGCACGUGCAGAUGGUGGACCCGGUGCCUCACGACGCCCCAAAGCCACCUGGCUACACACGUUUUGUCUGUGUUUCUGACACCCACUCAAGGACAGACCCCAUCCAGAUGCCCUAUGGUGAUGUGCUGAUCCACGCCGGGGACUUCACGGAGCUGGGGCUCCCGAGCGAAGUGAAGAAGUUCAAUGAGUGGCUGGGCAGCCUGCCCUACGAGUACAAGAUCGUGAUUGCGGGCAACCACGAGCUGACCUUCGACCAGGAGUUCAUGGCUGACCUUAUCAAGCAGGACUUUUACUACUUCCCAUCUGUGUCCAAGCUGAAGCCGGAGAACUAUGAGAAUGUGCAGUCGUUGCUGACCAACUGCAUCUACCUGCAGGACUCAGAGGUCACUGUGCGUGGCUUCAGGAUCUACGGCUCCCCGUGGCAGCCCUGGUUCUAUGGCUGGGGCUUCAACCUCCCACGAGGCCAAGCGCUGCUGGAGAAGUGGAAUCUUAUCCCGGAAGGUGUUGAUAUCCUCAUAACUCAUGGACCGCCAUUGGGCUUUCUAGACUGGGUCCCCAAGAAGAUGCAGCGUGUGGGCUGUGUGGAGCUGCUCAACACGGUCCAGAGACGAGUCCAGCCACGGCUGCAUGUCUUUGGUCACAUCCACGAAGGGUAUGGUGUCAUGGCGGACGGGACCACCACCUAUGUGAAUGCCUCCGUGUGCACUGUGAACUAUCAGCCUGUGAAUCCUCCCAUAGUCAUCGACCUCCCCACGCCCCGGAACUCCUGACUGCUCCCCACUCCAGCUCUGCCUGCCCGUGUCAGCUCCGUACGUCUGGCCGAGAGCCUGGAUCCCCUAACCCACUUCCUCCCGUGCUGAACAGCCCAGAUGGUCCAUCUGGCCAUGGGACCAGCCAGCAAUGAGCAGAAUCCUUGGGAUAAAAGAAAUUGCCUUUGACUGUCAGCCUUCUGUCUUCUGCAGCCGGGGCCUUGAGCAGCCCCAUCGGGGCACUAUGCUCACUUCUGUUUUCUGUGUGUACAUCUGUCCUUCAUUACAGGGCCUCACAGGCUCACAGCCCUCUCUCGCUCGGGAAAUGACAGAAGCAUCAUCACACUCAGUUCAACGCCUUCCUGCUGUGAGAAGCCGCUGCCCUUGGAUGAGUUUGGGGAAUUUUUAUACACAAUGUCUCGCUACCCAAGUACAUCUGUGUGGCUGUGGGCCCCAAGUUUGGGGGAUGUGUGGCCUGGGCACAGACAGCCUUUCCCUGGCUGGAGGGAAGGAGAUAGGCCUGCUCCUUGUGUGCAGGGAUCUUGGAGUGUUCAGGGACAUCUCAGGAAUUCUGACAGCCCCUGGUCAGGCCUACAGCAGUUGGCUUGGCUUAGCCCCCCUCUUCCUUAUGACCCUGCUGCUGACAUGGACAAUGGCUGAGUGUCCCCAGCUUCUGCUCAGAGCCUGGAUUUGGGGGGCUCGGUUCUUCUGGGUGGCCAGAACUUGCUGGUUCCUCAAUAAUAGUGAGGCCAUCUUGGGUCCCCUGGGACCACAUGACUAUGUAGAUCAUAACAUCCAGGGGGUUCUGCAGGCUGAGGCCCUGUGCCUGGUCAUAUGUGUGGGGCACAUGUGCCCCUCCAAACCUAACCUGGUUCUGUUAGUGUCCACCAUGGGCUCCAUUCCUUGAUGAGAUUUUCCCUUCAGAGGAUUGUUUGCUGGGCUUGUCAGUACCAUUGGUUACCGGGAGGUGGCGCAGUGACAGAGCAGCCCUGGCCGCUGAUGUCAAUGCCACCUGGGGCCCACAGCCUUUCUUGGGGGUAGGCCUGGGUGAGCCCAUCUGCAGGGGACAGAGCCAGCAGUCCCUGGGGCAGGGGGAGGCAGGGUCAGAAGUUGUCUUUAUUUAAAAUGCUGAUAUUUGUUCUUUGUGGACUAUUUUUGCACUCAUUCUGAUUCUUAGUAACACGUCACAAAAAUAGUAUUAUUUGUCCUGAUUCUUUCCGUUUGACACCCUUUAUGUCAUGCAUAUGAUACGAGGGCCUUGCUUCCUCGGCCUGGCCCAAGCCUUGGGGACCAGCUAUCCUGGUACCUUCUAUUCAGAAUAAUCUUGCUUUAUCUACGUCAUUCCUGCAGGUGGGGAGGUACUCAUGCCCUGGUGUAGAGAUGAGGCCACUGAGGCCAGAGAGACGAGGUCCCCUGAGGAUGCACAGCACAGAAGGGGUAGCGAUGAGAUCUGGACCUUAUCUCUGGCCUCACUGUCACCACCAGGGUUCUCUCCCUACAAAGCAAGGCAUGGGCCAAGACUGUUUAAUUUUGAAGGGUCCAGUUCAAAACCGGCUCUCGUUCAUUCUCAAUUGAGAGUCCCUUCGACCGUAAGGAAUUCUGAGCUUUGGGCUCAAAAUCCCAGCAUCCUGUGAGACCCACUCCCAAUUCUUCCCCUGCAGGUGAAGGAGCUGGGCUCGUGUGGCUCACUGUAGGUGAGGCUGCAUUCCCAGGAGGCCUGUGGUGCCCUGCGCUGGCCAGGACAGUGGUGUCACAUGGGCCACGGGGCUGCAGGAAUCUUGCUUGGGCCAAAUGGUUCUUGGUGUGUGGGGACAUUUACAAGGUCUCUCUUCUGUGCCUCAGAUGCAUGACAUGUUUGGGGCAGAGAAAACACACCUCCCGUGUGCCGUCUCGGCUCUACAGUUUCUAUGUGGACCAAGAGCUAUAAACUUUAAAAAAAAAAAAAAGUUUUUCCUAGGGCAUCUUCAGAAUACGGCAUAUUUUUAUGUGGAGAAGAAAGGCGGUGGAGGCAGCUAUCUUUACGAGAAAAUUCAUUCAAAGUCCUCAAGAUUUGAAAGAUGGUGGCCUGCUCCUCAAUCAUUUUGGCAUAAUUUGAUUGUGGCUGUAAUUUUUUU
Molecule: messenger RNA, 3107 nt
Organism: Peromyscus eremicus (cactus mouse)
Lineage: Eukaryota; Metazoa; Chordata; Mammalia; Rodentia; Cricetidae
Gene: Mpped1
Product: metallophosphoesterase domain containing 1
Exons: 6
Coding region: 34-1014 (326 amino acids)
Molecular function (GO): hydrolase activity
Source: RefSeq, a predicted model, not a curated record